AUGUCCCAGGUUGAACGUAAACCGACGCCGCCCCUACACGAGGAGAUUGAAGACAAGGCAUCCAUCAAUGACAUCUCAAAAGGGGUCGCCAUUGCGAACAAGCAGGGUCUUUCGGCCGAGCUAGCUGUGGCAAUCGCGGGUACAAACAUCGAUCCUUGGAGUAGGAACUCAUUCAAGCUGUACAUGGCAAUCUUCUGCUCCGUCUGUUGCGCAUACGCAAACGGUUACGAUGGGUCUCUCAUGACAGCACUUAAUGCCAUGAAGCCUUUCCAGAAACAAUUCAACAUAGGUACCACUGGACCACUCGUCAGUGUCAUGUUUUCCCUUUACAGUGUUGGCAACUUCAUUGGUAGUACAUUUGCGGCCGUAAUUACGGACAAGUUCGGACGUCGCAAGGCAAUGGCUUCUGGAGCCUGCGUGAUUAUUGUCGGUUCGAUCAUCGGCGCCACUGCCAAGCACAUUGCGCAGUUCAUGGUUGCGCGCUUUAUCCUCGGGUUUGGCAUCUCGAUCAUGAGCGUUUCCUCCCCGGCGUACUCUAUGGAAUGGCGUGGUCGUUGCACCGGCAUCUACAACUGCGGAUGGUAUGCUGGGGCCAUUCCAUCUGCCGCCGUGACAUUUGGCACCAAUUACCUCGCCAGCAACCUCAGUUGGCAGAUCCCCGUUGUGCUCCAAUGUCUUGCCUGCACUGUUGUGCUUUGCCUGUUUCCAUUCAUCCCUGAGAGUCCGCGUUACCUGAUGGCACAAGGCCGUGUUGAGGAAGUGCACGCUUUCCUUACCAAAUAUCACGGCGGUGGGGAUGCGAACGCCCCGCUUGUGCUUCUCGAACUGGAAGAAAUGCAAGCCAGCAUCAGCACAGAUGGCAUGGACAAGCGCUGGUGGGAUUACAGUGGUCUCUUAGCCACUCGUCCCGCACGCUGGCGCACCCUCCAAGUAGCGAUGAUGGCAGUCUUUGGCCACUGGAGUGGAAAUGGACUCGCCUACUUUGCCACGACAAUUUACAAGAACAUUGGCGUCACCACCGUCACUGCGCAGCUUGGCUACAACCUUCUCUACAGCAGCAUGAGCGCUGUAGGAGCGCUCACGGGUGCCCUCCUUACCGACCACAUGCCCCGUCGUUACGUCCUUUCGAUCGGUUCUCUCGUCCUCAGUGUUAUCUUGGGUGUCUUCACUGGGCUGAACGCCAUUAUCACCGGUGACCUCAAGGCCGGUCGUGCGAUUGACCCCAGCCUGGGACGUGGUGCAAUUGCCGUAUAUGUUCUAUUUGGCAUCUCCUGUGCUUUUGUCUACACCCCUCUCCAGGCAGUGGUGACUGUCGAGGCCCUCAGCACACCUAUGCGUGCCAAGGGCAUUGCGCUCAGCAACAUUAUCACCCAGGCGAUAGGAUUCAUCAACCUCUUUGCCGGCCCAAUCGCCUUGGCUUCCAUUGGAUACCGCUACAUCUUUGUGUUUGUCUUCUGGGAUGCGUUUGAGGCGGUGUGCUGGUGGUUCUUUGGUGUGGAGGCCCGCGGCCGCUCGCUGGAGGAGCUCGACUGGAUCUACGAGCAACCCAACCCAGUCAAGGCCUCCAAGUCGAUCUGA
Apiotrichum porosum is the source of this 1578-nucleotide messenger RNA. RefSeq lists its product as uncharacterized. The record is from RefSeq and is a predicted model, not a curated record. NCBI's taxonomy places the organism in Eukaryota, Fungi, Basidiomycota, Tremellomycetes, Trichosporonales, Trichosporonaceae. The coding region runs from base 1 to 1578 and encodes 525 amino acids. Gene Ontology annotation, biological process: transmembrane transport; carbohydrate transport. Gene Ontology annotation, cellular component: membrane. Gene Ontology annotation, molecular function: carbohydrate:proton symporter activity. The transcript is spliced from 10 exons.